Molecule: messenger RNA, 2298 nt
Organism: Tarenaya hassleriana
Lineage: Eukaryota; Viridiplantae; Streptophyta; Magnoliopsida; Brassicales; Cleomaceae
Exons: 6
Coding region: 297-2201 (634 amino acids)
Source: RefSeq, a predicted model, not a curated record
UCUCUCUCUCUCUCUCUCUCUCUCUCUCUCCCAUUGUAUAUUCUCUUGAAUCUUUUUUUCUCUCUUGCUGUCCACUACACAGAACUUACAAUUUCUUUCCAUGUGAGGAUUAUGCGGAUCGAAAUGUGGGGCUUUUUUUGUGUCAUCUUCCUCUGAGAUUAAUCUGAUCAAAACCUCAAAACCUCGACAAGAGUGUUGAAGAGAGGCAACUCAUUUGGGACAUAGCCAUUUGUCUCGAGCUUCACUGAGUAGCGGAGAAAGGAAACAUCUUUCUGUGAGGAUUCGCUGUUUGAGAAAUGGGUUGUGCUGCUUCAAGCAUCGAUAAGGAAGAGAAGGUUUUGGUGUGUAAGGAGAGAAAGAGGCUGAUGAAACGGUUGUUAGGGUUCAGGGGAGAAUUUGCAGACGCCCAAUUGGCUUACCUCAGAGCAUUGAGGAACACAGGUGUGACUCUCAGGCAAUUCACAGAGUCGGAGUUACUGGAGCUUGAAAACCCUAGCUAUGGAUUAUCUUUACCCUUUUCGCCUCCUCCUACAUUGCCGCCGUCCCCUCCUCCGCCUCCACCAUUUAGCCCGCCUAUCCCGAGCUCCUCGUGGAACUACUGGGACCCUUUCGAGUCAUCGGGACCAUCAAAUGGUGACAAUGUGGUUGAAUACACUGAACCAAAGUGUAGAGAACUGGCUGAGGAAGCUGAAGAGGAAUACCGGGCAGAGACAAAGACCGGGUCUGAGGAAGAAGCUUGCCUUGAUCUAAGUGUUCAAAGAACAGAAGCCACAGGUGGCAGAAAGGUUAAGUUGGAAGAAGUUACGGCCGGUAAUUCCUCCAUGGUGAGAUGGUACGGUAAAGAUUCGGAGAAAAUGACUGCGUCCGAACGUAGGAUUAGGAGGACACUGGAAGGAAUCAUCAGAGAGCUGGAUGAUUAUUUCCUGAAAGCGUCGGGUUGUGAAAAGGAGAUAGCCGUGAUUAUCGACAUCGCCACCAUGGAUGCUACCGGUCCUCCGAGGUAUAAGGAAAUCAAAAGAAAGAGGAGCAAUUCCCCGAAGGUAUUCAGUUCAUUGUCGUGGAGUUGGUCUUCUAAGUCGCUUCAAUUGUCCAGAGAUGCAAUGGAGAGCUGCCCUGUUGAACCCUGCAGGCCCGGAGCUCACUGCAGAACACUCGAGAAGUUAUACGCAGCCGAGAAAAAACUCUACGAGCAUGUUAGGAACAAAGAAAUCGCUAAAAUGGAGCACGAGAGGAAAUCUGCAUUACUGCAGAAGAAAGACGAGGAAAACCACGAUCAUGGCAAGACGGAGAAAACCCGUUUAUCUGUCGAGAGUUUGGAGGCGGACAUAAACCGCCUAGAAGAUUCCAUUAGGACAACGUGUUUGUGUUUGCAGAAACUUAUCAAUGAAGAACUGUAUCCUCAGCUUGUUGCUUUAACUUCUGGGUUGGAGCAUAUGUGGAAAACGAUGCAGAAAUGCCAUCACGUCCAAAUCCGUAUAUCUCAGCAGCUAAUCCAGCUUUCGGAUUACCCGAAUAUGGAUCUGAGUUCAGAAUACAAACGCCAAGCGGCUACUCAGCUCGAGACCGAGGUCAGUCGCUGGUACAACAGCUUCUGCAAGCUCGUGAAUUCUCAACGGGAAUACGUGAAAACGCUCUGUAAGUGGACUCAACGCACCAAUAGCCUCUCGGGGGAAGGCAGCCAUGGAAGCAGCUUGUCAGAAGCUGCUCGUAAGCUCUGUAAAGAAUGGCAGCUCGUGUUUGAUAACCUUCCGGACAAGGUAGCUUCAGACGCCAUUAAAAGCUUGCUGCUAUCUAUCCAAUCCAUAAUCCAUCAACAAGCUGAGGAAUACAGCUUGAAGAAGAAAUGCGGGAAAGUGGAGAAGAGGCUGGAGAAAGAACUGAACUCGUUAGCUGAGAUCGAAAGAAAGCUCGAAGGGACGGAAGAAACGUCGGACUCAACGAGCGGAUUAAGCUCGAAGCAUCCGUUAUCGAUAAAACGGGCAAAGAUCGAGGAAUUGAGGAAACGGAUGGAAACAGAGAAAGGAAACUACCUGAACUCGGUUGAGGCGAGCAAGAGAAUGACAAUGGAGAAUCUGAAAUCGAGCCUUCCCCUCGUCUUUCAGGCGUUGUCGGAUUUCGCAAACGCCUUUUCUCGGGGCUUCGAGGCUGUUCAUCGCCAUAUCGAGCCAGAUGUUUAUGAUGAUGAUGUUAUCCAAACAUGAUGCAUGACAAGAUGUUGAUGGUGAUAACCAUUUAUGCUACUUUCUUAUUCAUAUUGUGGAUAUGACUUCCUCAGUAACCAAACAUCCCUUCUCUCUC